GAGACACCCGCUAGCGCCAGAAACUUAAUCGGGAGUGUGAUUUUGACUGCCUUUCGGUCAGGGGAUGGACGCAAAGUCGCUCAGGAGCAAAUCCUCUUCAGGGUCCGCAGUACUUCUCCUCUUCGUCUGUGCCGGCGUUGCAAGCUGGAAGCAAGCGGCCGCGGUUUCCCUGAGCCCCAGGUCCACAGACUGGCCGGCCACCUCCAUCCAACAGCCCGACCGUAACCAGAGCUGGGCGUCGUCCAGCGCAGUGACCAGAAGUACGAGGACAACGCGGUUAAGGUUCGUGCUCCACACGCUGAACAACGCCGACUACGAGGACUCCGAGGACUAUGGGGAGGAGGAGCCCACGACGCCGCCGGCCGAGCUCGGCCCCCUGCCCGCCUGCGACUACAAGCCCUGCCGGCAUAUGCAGGUCCCCUGCGUGGAGCUGCAGCGUGCCCAGCCGUGCCUGUGUGUCGGCGUGUCGGGCAGCGACGUGCCGCCGUCCCAGCCCAGGCUGCAGCAGGUGACGGCGGCGUGGGACCACGGGGCCAGCGUGCACUGGUGCGCUCCGCUGUCCAAGGUGAGCAGCUACCGCCUGGUACACUGGCCGAAGGGCGGCUCGCACAACGUGACCACCCAGCCCAUCUCCAGCCGCCACCGCCUCUUCGCCCUGGACGGCCUGGAAGCCGCCACCACCUACGUGGUCUGCGUCCUCGCCGUCAACCCGGCCGGUGCCAGCGGGCUCUCCCAGCGGGACCUGGAGGCGGCAAACCCCGGGUCGGGGCCCUGCCUGGCCUUCAGCACCCGCUCCACCCGUAAGCUGAUCCUUUACCUGGGCGUCGCCGUCUGCCUGCUCGUCGUGCUCAGCGUCCUCUGUGUCCUCCUCCGGUGCUUCUGCGCCAAGCCCCGGCGCUCACCGGCCCCUUCCUCCCUCGCCCUCGGCCUCCGCAACCCGACCUACGAGCACGACAAGAGCAGCCAGCAGACGGCCUAGGCGAGGGAUACUGUCAGUGCCGAGGGAGGUUUUGGACUGUCGAGCAUCCCUGCUGUACCCCGGGUGGAGGUUGAAAAGCCCCCUGUGGCAGAAAGGGGGUAGGGAAGUACCAGGAAAAGGGCUCUGAGUUGGGGGGAGAGCCUGAGGGAAGGCCAUUCGGCCCCUCUAUCUAUUCUACCAUUUUUAAUAUCAUGAUUUGAUCUACCUCAGAACUAUUUUCUUUGUCUGUAAAAUCCUAUGGGGAUUUCUGAAUGCACUGAUGACGAUGUCUCCACGGCCCUCUUGGGAAGAGGACCCCGAAGAUCUGGGUGAAGAAAUUUGGAACUUUUCCAGAGCGAAGAGAUGUCUGGUGGAGGAGCCCGGUGGGUCGGGCAGCUUCCGACCCGCCGAGUGGAGGGAAGCGGGCAGUGGACAUUUGGGGCCAACGUACCUCAU
This is a messenger RNA of Mobula hypostoma (lesser devil ray), 1414 nucleotides long. Its product is annotated as LRRN4 C-terminal-like protein. NCBI's taxonomy places the organism in Eukaryota, Metazoa, Chordata, Chondrichthyes, Myliobatiformes, Myliobatidae. The transcript has 2 exons. The record is from RefSeq and is a predicted model, not a curated record. Gene Ontology annotation, molecular function: protein binding. The coding region runs from base 65 to 979 and encodes 304 amino acids.